AUGCUGGAGGACAUUGAGAUACCUCAAGGAGACGAAGAGGCAGAUGCUCAAAAGUACCCCCUCCUUACUUAUGCCCUUGCAUAUUGGCCGUUGCACGUCCUCUCUUCCUCCAACAGAAUUCAAAAUUAUGAAAAAACGGAUUUGGACUACUGGUUCCCUAGUAAUACUCUCGGCGAAGAUCUUGUUGUCUACGCUAUAGUGUACUUGGGUCUAAACAACUUACUGCAGAGCAUGAGACAUGGAGGCAAUGGUUCCGAGAUAACGGACUCAGCAGCUGGGGGCAACGGGAUGAUCCUGGACUUGAACACUACCGUUGACGCUAGAAACUCGCUUGGCCAUACCGCGUUACCCAUCACAUCGAGUCUAGGACCGUUAGAAAUGGUACACGUUUUGCUAAGGCGGGGAGCUGACCCGAAUGCUACGAAUUGCAAUGGCUUGAAAUCUGUGCACUUCGCUGCGCAAGGAGAUGACAUUGAUGUACUCAAUACAUUGUCAGUGCUGACGGAGGACAUUGAGUCCCAGGCCUUAGAAGGAGAGACACCACUGCUUUUGGCAACUGAUCCUGGCAUAAUCAAUGCGCUUCUCGACGCUGGUGCCAACAUCAACUGA
Messenger RNA from Cladophialophora psammophila CBS 110553, 609 nucleotides. RefSeq lists its product as uncharacterized. The coding region runs from base 1 to 609 and encodes 202 amino acids. The transcript has 2 exons. The record is from RefSeq and is a predicted model, not a curated record. Lineage: Eukaryota; Fungi; Ascomycota; Eurotiomycetes; Chaetothyriales; Herpotrichiellaceae. Gene Ontology annotation, molecular function: protein binding.